AUGUCUUCCACACAGCACGAGACACGAGCGAGCAUCACCAUACCAUCGACACUCCAUUACCGUCCCUUGCCAGCACCCCUCGCGCAGGCAAUUAAGCACGACGCGCCAUCCGUCAUCCGUAUCGUCGAUACACCCGGCAGCUAUCCUUGUCGUCGGUGUCUCCAAGAUGGGCAAGUGGGCGACCGCAUGCGCCUCCUGUCCUACGAUCCAUGGCUCGGCGCUUCGCCCUAUCGUCAGCCAGGGCCCAUCUUCGUGCACGAAGAGCCGAUUUGUCGGAAGGCCGAGUUCCCCGUACACUCCACUUUGCCGGAGCAGCAGCGGAAGAGGGAGCUGUCCAUUCGUGCUUUUGAUCGCGAGCAUAUGAUGGUUGCGUUCGACACGAUCCAGGGAGAGAAGCUCGUCUCCCGAGUGGAGGAGAUCUUCGAGCAGGCCGGUGGCGCGGAGUAUGUUCACGUACACUAUGCCGGACCAGGCUGCUUCGCAGUGAGGAUAGAUCGUGCGUAG
Neohortaea acidophila is the source of this 504-nucleotide messenger RNA. RefSeq lists its product as uncharacterized. The coding region runs from base 1 to 504 and encodes 167 amino acids. NCBI's taxonomy places the organism in Eukaryota, Fungi, Ascomycota, Dothideomycetes, Mycosphaerellales, Teratosphaeriaceae. The record is from RefSeq and is a predicted model, not a curated record. The transcript is spliced from 2 exons.